AUGAGCUCCGAUUUACCGCCCAAACGCGUCUUCACGAGUCAAGUGCACUCUUCCAGAUCUUCUUCUUUCACGGCAUCUUCAACGAGCCUAUCCCUUUCUGUUUCCAACCACGCGCGCUGGCACUGGCACCGCUACGCCAGCAUCUCAGAUGACUUGACCACACGACUGCAGAACGUGGGAUCGCGUGUUCGAAAGAGCGUGACAGAGGGCUAUAUUACCGAUCGCUCCGACUCCGCUCAGUCGUCAGGCAGGGCAUUCAAUAGGACAACCUCACAACCUCACACCUCUUUCAGCGGCUAUCCUAUCUUCCAAUCGUCUUUCGACACCCUACGGGCUGUGUACGCUCACCCAAAUAUCACGGGAAUACCAGAUGGUCCGUCCGUCCUUAAACGCCCAAGGGGAGGCGCAAUGAUAGACGAAGAAGUGUCUGGGGAGCUCGAUGAUGAUCAGGAAAUGGAGAAGGGUGCUGUGCGGAGUGAUAGCGAGUUGAAGGCUGCUAUGACAUCCGAGAACACCGCGGUACUGCGACCCAUGAAACCGCUCCGACGCACAGCUAGGCCGUUCAGGCAAACCCAAUCUCUCCCUGCUGCCGCCUUUGGCUCCUCGCUUGUUUCUGGUAAUCAGAAGGGCGCGGGCUUCUUUACCAAAGGCUCUUGUCAUGAGGAAGAAGACGAUUGGAGCGCCGCGAAUUUUCCAGACUCACAGGGACAGAGUUCUCCUAGAGAACACUCCGUCGCCAUGAACUCUUACAUGGCGCCGAGCUACUUUCCGUAUUCGUAUCCCAGUCACCGGGUUCCAUAUGCAUACGAUACACGCGACCAAUUGCAGAUCGACGCAAGGCGCAACACUUUGGGCGGUAGCACCGUAAGGUCGAGCGACACAUAUUGGAGCAUGCCCGUCACCAAAUACUGGCCGAGUGAGCCGACAAGGAGGCCCUCGAAUGAUUUUCUCGCGGACACGUGUAGUGAUAGUAGCGUCUAUGGCAAUGAUCAUCUCCGUCAGGCAAUGGAUGCCUCUGCCUCUCCAAGGUCGGAGCGUCCUGCCCAGCCUUCAGUCAUCAAGGUGCACUCGGAGUCAAAGUCGGCCAAAAGACAACCAAGUCGGGUCGCGAAGACCGCAGCAAAAGACAAAAAUGCUUGCAUUGUCUCUAAGAAGAGGAAGAGCGUCGACUGUGAAGACGAGGAAGAUGAACUCAGCGAUGAGGACUGUCAGCGUAAUUAUUACAAAAAUGGCGUCAAGCUGGAGGUCAUUAAGCUUCCCGUCGACUACGACACGGAAGAAUGGCUGAAGUCCAUCGCGACGUCCGACAGCGAUAAGGGCCCAUGGGGUUGCACGUGGAAUACCAGGCAGAAUGGUCGGCGCAUGACAUGCGCGUAUGCCUCAAAGAGGCAUCUGGUCAAGCGUCACAUCGAGGCCACUCACCUCCACAUCAAGUAA
Heterobasidion irregulare TC 32-1 is the source of this 1437-nucleotide messenger RNA. RefSeq lists its product as uncharacterized. Lineage: Eukaryota; Fungi; Basidiomycota; Agaricomycetes; Russulales; Bondarzewiaceae. The record is from RefSeq and is a predicted model, not a curated record. The transcript has 7 exons. Bases 1 to 1437 code for a protein of 478 amino acids.